This is a messenger RNA of Brassica napus (rape), 1980 nucleotides long. RefSeq lists its product as uncharacterized. Lineage: Eukaryota; Viridiplantae; Streptophyta; Magnoliopsida; Brassicales; Brassicaceae. Gene Ontology annotation, molecular function: protein binding. The record is from RefSeq and is a predicted model, not a curated record. The transcript is spliced from 2 exons. Bases 201 to 1661 code for a protein of 486 amino acids.
UCUUGUUCGUAUAUAAACUUGAGGGGCUUGUUGUCUUCUUCCUUUGUUCCCAACAAAAUUUCAGGAGCUUAACCCUCUGAAUUCGACUGACCAAAUUUUCCGGAAAGGUUAAAACUUUGAACGGAUUCAGGAGCCUUUCUGUCCGUCUUUUGAUUUCAAUCUCUCAGAUUCUGCGAGUUUCGUCUUCUUCUAUUGGAAGAAUGGAUGUAAAAGUAGCCUCUUUUCAUUGGUCAGGACGCCAUGCGGCGAUCCCUCACCGUCCGUCUCUCUCGCAAAACUUAACCUCUUCAAAACGUCGUCGUUCUCGGGGAAGAGGCGGAGAUGUAUCUGUCCUAGGAGGAGGAGGAUCUUUAUCAUGCCAAACGAGAUUGAAAGCUUCCGCUUUUUUCGGUGGGAAACUCCACCGAUCCAAAUCUUGUGAGCUUUUGGAAUUCUCCACGAAGAAGAAGCUUUAUCCUCUCCGGAGAGUUUGCAGCGCGAGCUCCGGUUUCUUCUCCGACGAAGAAUUCUCGGCGAAGAUGCAAGAAUUAGCCCUACAAUUCAAGAUUGCAGGCGAAGAAGAAGACCUGGUGACAAACAAAGAUCGUAGGAACCACAGAUUCGGCAAUGUGAAGCUACUACUACAUGAGUCCGUUCCAGGUUUAGCUUCUUUGGAAGCUCCCUGGAUGGAGAUGGUUAGCCACUCGAGCAUUGAGCGGAAAGCAAACAGUGUUGAUUUGCCUCUCUCCCUUAGAAUGAUUAAGAGGAAGCUACAAGAAGAGGCGCUUAGAGAAGCUAGAGAGUCUACUUAUUGUUCUAUCGACAAAGCCUUCUCUUCUAUGGUCUUCAUGAUCGAGGAGAUGCACAGCUUUGCGUUGCAGACUAGGGAGGGUGUUCUUAAGCAGGUUAAAAAGGAUAUGCACGCUUCAUUGCUGUGGAUGUUCCAGCGCGUGUUCUCUCAAACACCUACUUUGAUGGUUUAUGUAAUGAUCCUAUUGGCGAACUUCACUGUGCAUUCAAUUGCAUCGAAUCUAGCUAUUGCAGAAUCACCCCCAGGCUCUGCUGGGACAAAGGAAGCAGGCCAAGAUCAUAUGGGUUUAGGGCAUGUAGUGAAUGGCACUGUUGACAAGAUGUUCCACUUAUCUACACAAGGAGACUCAGUUUUAGGACAAGGGAUAAGAGAAAAGGAGCUGAGUCUGUGGAAUUCGAUGGUGGAAGAAGCUGAUCAAAUGCAAGGUUCCCCUGUGGAUCUUGACAUGAGGCUGAGACUUGUUUCGCCCAUCAUUGCAAGGGUUGCAUUGGACGAUGAUGCCAGUUACACAAGAACAGAGCUUUUAUACAAGAUAGGUUUGGCUCAAGAACCGAACAACACUCUUCUCCUAGCUAACUACGCUCAGUUCCUUUACCUCGUCUCUCAAGACUACGACAGAGCGGAGAAGUGUUUCAAGAAAGCCAUUGAGUCAGGAGAAGCAGACGCGGAAGCGUACAGCAAAUACGCCAUCUUCCAGUGGAAAGUUAGGAAGGAUCUAUGGGCGGCUGAGGAGAACUUUCUAGAAGCUAUAUCUGCAGACCCUACUAACUCCUUCUACGCAGCCAGCUACGCUAACUUCCUCUGGCAAACCGGUGGUGAAGAAACAUGUUUCCCGUUAGAAUCUUCUGAUUCUCCUCAUGAAAUCGCUUGAGAGAUGGCAGUGAGUGAAUGUUGGGAUUUGUUAGCAGCAAAUCUGCUGUAAAAGAGAUAGUGACAGAAAUUAGAUAGACGAUAGAAGCAAAGAGGAAUAUGUGAGUAGUGUUUUUGAGUGAAUCAUGCUAAUUAAACAUUGCUCCUCUUUGCUUCUGUGUUUGUUUUAUUCUGCAUUUUUUUUACCACGUAGAAGUCAUUACGGUGGCAGAGUCCACAAUCAUUGGUCCACUGAUACUGGAUGGGAGUGUGGACCAAUAAGAACAUGUGUAGAUACAAAUAGCUAAUAAUCACUGAGCAUUGCGUUUUCCGUUUUUACC